Monoraphidium neglectum is the source of this 261-nucleotide messenger RNA. RefSeq lists its product as hypothetical. The record is from RefSeq and is a predicted model, not a curated record. Lineage: Eukaryota; Viridiplantae; Chlorophyta; Chlorophyceae; Sphaeropleales; Selenastraceae. Bases 1 to 261 code for a protein of 86 amino acids. The transcript has 2 exons.
AUGCGGCGCGACAUCAAGGUGGGCCGCAGCUCGGGGCAGCUUUUCUUCACGGCCUGCGGCACACUCAUCUUCCGCGUCUACGCCAAGGGCAUGUGGGGCGACGCGUCAGAGUACGUGUGCGAGGAGUACAGCCGCCUGGAGGAUGAGGGCAACACCAUCAUCAGCCGCCAGUGCUGCAAGCACAUGGCCAGCGGCAAGACGGCCACGCAGUACCUCAUCGGCGAGUGGGCGGGGGACUCGCCGCCGCCGGGGCACGUGUGA